AUGGAAUCAACAAUUGCCUCCGCUGUACCAAAAGAAGUCAACAUUGACAAAAAUGCCAAUACUAAAUUCGACUUUAGCCGUAAUUUAUUAGGUUAUGGUGAAGAAGGUUUAGAUCUUCAAUGGCCAGAUAACAAAAAAAUCGCUGUUUCCUUCGUUUUAAACUAUGAAGAAGGUGGUGAAAGAAGUCUUCAAUAUGGUGACGAAACCAGUGAAUUCGUUUUAUAUACCUCAUCUAAACCAGGACCAAUUCUUCAAAGAGCUUAUGAAGUUGAAUCAGAAUAUGAUUAUGGUUCAAGAGUUGGGGUUUGGAGAAUCUUAAAAUUAUUCAAAAAAUUUGGUAACAGAAUCACUGCUUAUGCUGUUGGUAAAGCUUUCGAAACCAACCCUGCGGUUCCAGAAGCUUUUGUUCGUGAUGGUCAUGAAAUUGCUUCUCAUGCUUAUAGAUGGAUUCCUUAUGAAGAUAAAUCACCAGAAUUAGAAAAAGCUUACAUCUUAAAACAAUUAGAAACUUUGGAAACACUUACUGGUGAAAAAACUCCUGGCUGGUACAUGGGUAGAUUAAGUCCUCAAAGUAUGGGAUUAAUCACUGAAGUUUAUAGAGAAUUAGGAAAAGAAUUACCAUAUAUGAGUGAUUACUAUGGUGAUGAUGUUCCAGUUUGGGUUGAUGUUCCAGCUGAAAAAGACUUACCUGAUGAAGAAAAGAAAGGUUUAUUGUUCGUUCCAUAUUCUUUCGAUACCAAUGAUUAUAGAUUCUUAACCACCAAUGGUUUUAGAGCUGCUGAAGCUUUCUAUGAACAUAUGAAGAAUGCUUUUGAUACCUUAUACGAAGAAGGUGGUAAAAUGAUGACUGUUGGUCUUCAUUGUAGAAUUAUUGGUAGACCAGGUUAUUUCCAAGCUUUAAAGAAAUUCGUUGAAUAUGUUAACCUGCAUGAUGACGUUUGGGUUUGUUCAAGAUCUGAUAUUGCUACUCACUUCAAGAGUAAAUAUCCAUAUAAACCCGGUAAAUAA
Molecule: messenger RNA, 1008 nt
Organism: Yamadazyma jaroonii
Lineage: Eukaryota; Fungi; Ascomycota; Pichiomycetes; Serinales; Debaryomycetaceae
Source: the annotation of a GenBank genome assembly